UUAAACAAAGUAAAGCCUCCAGCCUCGUUACUUUGUGCAACUUUUUUCUCCGUUUGCGAGAGACGAGCAAGCGCCUGUUCGUUCCUUUCAGACGCGCCUUGGGCACGGACGGCGCCGGCCGAUGUCGGUGCUUCGGCGGCUACGCAGCUCCCUGCGCCAGGCUUUUCCGAUCGGACCGCACCGCGGCUGCUAGAUGACAGCGGGACCUCUGGGUCUGCUGCCCCGGACACUGGACCGUAAACCUAAUCGUACAAUUUCAACGCCCCUGCCCACAGCCAUGCUCAUGUAUGACCACCCGGCCAACACCAACGUGGGGGCGAUGUACCAGAAGUUCUCCAGCUUGAAAUCCCAGACGGAGACCAUUAGGGUGCUCUUCUCCCCUACGCCCCCCGGCGCCAUGGGUCCCCUUCAGCUGAAUCAGCACCAGCAGGACAUCCAUGACCUGCAGGAGCACCAGGCCGCCGUGACCCGGCUGCCCGGCGCCAGCUCUUCGCAGCUGGAGCCUGUGGACCUCUCCCUCACCAAGCGGGGCUCCCCUUCCUCGUCCCGUGGCUCGCCGGUACCCCUUAUCUCCGGCCUGUCAGGGCUGCAUCACCAGUCCAAGCGACUGGGCCCGGUGUCCCCGCCCGGGGCCGGCUCGCCCCCGCUCCGCCACAGUCCCGCCGACGUUCCCAUACCCUUCCCGAUGCUGACGCAGCUGCUCCCGAACGCACCCCCAGGAUCCGGCAUGAUCCCCGUGCUUCCCAGUGUCAUGCUCCAGCCGCUCUCCAUCCUCUACCCCUCCCCCCUUUCCCUGCCCCAAUCCAUCUUAGUGCCUCCCCUCCCCGGGGAAGAUCUGCACCCCCACAGGCAAGGAUCCCCCAUGAGGUCCGCGGACCUGUGCCAAGAGACCCACAAUAUGCUGAAGCCCAUUAAGUCCGAGCCGCCCGGGGAGCACCACCAGGACGCCCUCGGCGAGGAGGUGACCUCCAUCAUCUCGGCACCCCGCCUAUACGCCGAGAGCAACAGCCCGUCGGUGAUAAGGCUCUGCGGCAAGCACCCGCCCCCGGCAGAGUCCCCGGACACCCUAAAGAAGCGCCGUGUUCACCGCUGUGACUUUCCCGGCUGCAACAAGGUGUACACCAAGAGCUCGCAUCUCAAGGCUCACCGACGCACGCACACAGGCGAGAAGCCCUACAAAUGUAUGUGGGACGGCUGCACGUGGAAGUUCGCCCGCUCCGACGAGCUCACCCGCCACUUCCGCAAGCACACUGGCGUCAAGCCCUUCCAGUGCCCCGACUGCGAACGCAGCUUCUCCCGUUCUGACCACCUGGCCUUGCACAAGAAGCGCCACCUGCUGGUGUGAGCCAGGAGAGCGCCUCCCUCCUACUCCCCACUCCCCCGUGCUGGCCACAUACUCACGGGACCAUAAAGGCCACUCCGACACCUGCGACGGUACUCAUUUGGGGUUUUUACCCAAAGUGGGGACACGUGUCCCUUCAAAGGAAGACCCUGCCCCAUUCUCCUCAUGUCACUUUUCGCUCCCUCGAACCCUGACCCGAUGACCGCUGCAUUAGAUGCGUGUCCCCAUCCCUGUCCCCUCCCAGCCCUCAGAUGGCACAGAUGCUCAGCUGGCAUGAGCAGACUCUGCAGGCUGGAGUCACACGGGACACGGGCAUGGCCCAGACAUCGUUCACGAAGUCCAGGCCACACCUACACAAUGUGAAUCCUUUCAAAGACUAUGCAAACGUUUCUCUUUCAUCCGGAGGGCUUAAAUGAAAUGUAUACCUUUUUUUUCCUAUAGUUAGCAGUGCAGAAAUACAUUUUAUACUCGCCGCUGAGCUGUGUUCUAGAACUUUCCACACAACAUGCAUGUCUCGCAGUGUCGCCGAUCAGUGGAGGAUCCCUGCCUCUCUGUUGUGACGUCGUCGGAAUGUCAGCGAUAUGAUGGAAAUGAGCAGAAACGGAUUCCUCUCACGGGUGGGAGGAAACCUCCGGUUUUAAUUUUGUGCAGAAACCUUGAGCACUGCACCCUCCAGCCUAAAGGACACGUCUGUGGGCCUGUCCAGCACGUCGCGCAUCAUUCCAGGGCUUUGGCACCAUCUACCGCCGGCAUUGCUUUUCAGUUCCGCUGCACAUUUUCACUCAAGUCAGCACCUGUGACGCUGAAGAUUUCCUUUCCUUUGUGGGCCCAAGGUCUGACUGGGCCCUUCCUGUCCGUUUAGCGAGGGCGUCCGCUGGCCCCGUGUGGCUCCUGGGUCAAGGGCUUCCUCUUCCUCUGCCCCUCCAGGGUCUUCCUGUUGGCUGCCAGUGGCUGGAUCAAAGGCUCCGCCCACAGAAUGACUCUCCACAUACUGCUUGGCGGGUUUUUCCUCGUAAAAUGUGAACCGUGUCAUCUGGGCAUUAUUGUUGUGUUGAGAGAUAUUUAGGCUGGUUUUGGGAAGCAAUAGCAUGUAUAUUUCAUUGUGUCUCUGUCGUUUUCUAUAUGACAUUUUGUUAGGCAAAGUAAAGUGCAAAGAAGGGACAAGCUUGUUGGUAUAGCUGGUUGUUUUAUAGUUAUUUAACGGGCCAAAUUCAUGCUGUGUGCUCUUGUAAAGCAGGAAUAUUCCAUAGAUAACACGUUUUAAGUUUACUAAUCUCCAGUGAUUAAUCUGAGGUUAAGAUAUGAGUAAUUAUACUUUUCCUUCCCUUUAAAUGCCACUUAAGGGCAAAAUGUUGUGCAUUUUAAACAUACUCAAACCCUAAGUCUUCCAUCCCUAAAUAUUUUAUGAGGCUUCCCUAAAAUAAAUACAUUUUUUGCACUUUAAUAUAGUUAAAGAGCCAAAUUCUCAUCCUGGUUCCCCCCCCUACGAUCUAUCUGAGCUGUGUGUAAACUGUUGAAUUGGAUGCCCAACACUGUACAGUUCAGAAUGGCAGGUUAUACUCCCCUCUCUUUAUGCUUGUGGUUGUACUGUGAUGCUGACACAAACGCAAAUUAUAAAGUAUUCAUAAAUUACACAGUUGUUACUAUGUGUGUGCAUAGCUUGUAACCAUGUUAUCUUGAUACUAUAAUCAAACGAUAUACUGCAGUAAUAUACCACAAACACAAAGCUGCAAAUGAGUGAUUUUUUUGACAGAAACUAUUUUCACCAGAUAACGUCAGAAAGAAGGCGUUGUGUUAGAGCACAAGUCUUCAGUGUGUCCACGGUCACGUCUCCACGGCUUCCUGUGACGGUGCAAGAGUUUCCACUCGCAAAAUUAUAUAUUUUGUAGUUCUUUUUUAAAGCUUUUCUUGCAAAAAAAAUUUUUUAACAAAAAAUUGUAAUAUAUUUUGUUAAGACUGAAUGGGUUAUUAAAGGUUUUAAAGCAUGAUUUUUUUUUUUUUUGUUGCAUUGUAUCACAAAGAAUUUUAUGCAUUUCUGUAAAGAUGUGAAUUUUGUACUGAGCUCUUUUCCUAUAAAGAUCUUUUAGGUUGGCAGUUCGAAAGGGAACUUUGUAAUGACAUAAUGUCAUAUCAAACUGUGAAGAUAAAAACAGAAUGUACAGUUUUAUAUGAACAUUCUAGCUUAAUGUAUUACUAUAUAUAUAUAUAUAUAUAUAUAUAUAUUAAAUAAACGCUUUACAAUACUGCAUUUGA
Molecule: messenger RNA, 3595 nt
Organism: Brienomyrus brachyistius
Lineage: Eukaryota; Metazoa; Chordata; Actinopteri; Osteoglossiformes; Mormyridae
Gene: klf3
Product: Kruppel-like factor 3 (basic)
Exons: 6
Coding region: 194-1345 (383 amino acids)
Biological process (GO): regulation of transcription by RNA polymerase II
Molecular function (GO): RNA polymerase II cis-regulatory region sequence-specific DNA binding; DNA-binding transcription factor activity, RNA polymerase II-specific
Source: RefSeq, a predicted model, not a curated record